UAGUACUUAAUCACUUUUUCUCUGAUUUAUUUCUUCACAUUCCCAAUUUCCCUCUCAUUUCUCUCGCUUUCUACCACCUUUCGCUUUCAACCUUCUCUCAAAUUUCCGAAACCUACAUUCAAGAUCAUGGGAUCCAGAAACGAACGCCGUUCAACCUCAUUUUCCGGACCGGUAGACUGGCGUAACCGGCGCAACCUAAUGAGCAUUUCCGAGUUGUUUUCGAAGCUCAAAGACGCGUUCAAGAAAAGCGAUUUUAGUUUAGUUGAAGAAACCCUAAUUGCUAGGGAAGAGAUGUUGAAAGAAGAAAUUGAAAAGAUGAAGAGAGAAUCGGAGUUGUCAGCUGAGAGAAUGAAGUUUGAGAAGCUUGAAAGGGUUACUCUUGAGUUCAAGCUGGAGAAGAUUCAAGAAGAGAUGAAACAGAAGGCGUUGAUGAAGAAUGGUAAUGAUAGGGGUCAUGUUGUUCCCGUGAAGAAUCGCCGUGUUGCUGAUGGUAAUGGUGUUGCUAGUAGUGCUGAUGCUGUUGCUGGUGAAAAUGUUGGGGUUUUGGUCAAAGAUAAUAAAAGGGUUGAUGAACAAAGUAAGAAAGAUCGUCUAGUGUUUAGGAAAAAAACGUUGAAGGAAGCAGUUGAAGAGAAGGUAGUGGGGAAACUACAAGAAAAUAAUGAAUUCAAGAGUUGGGGAAGGAUCAAUGUUGAUAUUGAGGUGAAGGCUGACACGGGAGAAAGGCGUGGAGAGGAGUUAGUGAAGGUUGAGGAGGCUCCUGCUACUGAACUUGUAUGUGAAAAGGUCGACAUUUUGGCUGAGAGCCUAGUGGUUAGGAAAAGGAUGCUGAAGUCAGCAGUUAAAGAGAUGGUGGGGGAACUAGAAGAGAAUAAUCACUUCAAGAGUUUGGGAAGGAUCAAUUAUGAGAUUGAGGUGAAGACGGUCACGGGAGAGAGGUGUGGAAAGGAGUUCAUGAAGGUUGGGGAGAAUGGUAAUGGAUUUGGUUUAGAUGAUGGUAAGGUUGUGAAAGCUGGAGUGGGGCAUGAAAAAGGAAAAUUUGAGGUGUUGAAGAAUAGAGGGGUUGGUGAUGGGGAGGCUCCUGCACCUGCUGAACAGGUGGGCGAAAAGGUCAAGGUUUUGGCUGAAAAGAAAAGAUUCAUUGGUGAACCAGGCAAGAAAGGUUGCCUAGGUGCUUCUGAUACUGAGCGGAAAAGUUCAUCAGGAGCUGUCCAAAAAAACCUUGAUGGAAGAUUAGCUAAACCCAUUGCAAUACCACCUGAUGAUGCAAUGCGGAAAGCAGCAAUUGCAGAGAAAAUAAUGUUACUUCAAAGGAAGAAUCAUUUUAAGAGCUCAGGAAGACUCAAUUUUGAUGGUGAGGGGGAGACGGUCAAUGGAGAAAGCUGUGGUGAGAAGUUCGUUAAGGAUGGGAAGGUUGUGAAUGCUAAAUUGGGGCAUGAAAGAUGCAAACUUGAGGUAUUGAAGAAUAGUGGGGUUGGUGAUGGGGAGGCUUCUGCUGUUGCUAAACUCAAAGAUCAAAAGGUUGAGGUUUUGGCUGAAAAGAAAAGAUUGGCUGGUGAACCAAGCAAAAAAGAUGAUCUGGGUUCUUCUGGUAAAAUGCAGAAAAAAUCAUCCGGAGCGGUUCAGGAAAACCUUGCAACAAAGCCGGUUGAAUCCAUUGGAAUUAAGAGAGAUCUUGCAAAUUGUAUUUUGGACUUAGAUAGUAGUGAUAGCUCCUCUUCUAGUUCAAGUUCUUCAUCUGACGGAUUUGAUAUGGACAUUCCUCCUUUGAUGUCCUUAAGCAAUAAGAAGUUGAGAACCAAUGGCAGCCAGUCUACAAAUGAACUCUUUACUAAGUUGAACAAAGAAGCUUGA
This is a messenger RNA of Trifolium pratense (red clover), 1854 nucleotides long. RefSeq lists its product as uncharacterized. Lineage: Eukaryota; Viridiplantae; Streptophyta; Magnoliopsida; Fabales; Fabaceae. The transcript is spliced from 5 exons. The record is from RefSeq and is a predicted model, not a curated record. Bases 127 to 1854 code for a protein of 575 amino acids.